Arabidopsis lyrata subsp. lyrata is the source of this 543-nucleotide messenger RNA. RefSeq lists its product as uncharacterized. The coding region runs from base 1 to 543 and encodes 180 amino acids. The transcript has 4 exons. The record is from RefSeq and is a predicted model, not a curated record. Lineage: Eukaryota; Viridiplantae; Streptophyta; Magnoliopsida; Brassicales; Brassicaceae.
AUGGAUGAUGAUUAUGAUGAGAUAGGCGAAUUUCUGGAGAUAUUAUAUGGAGAACGUGAGACACCAUCGUUACUAGGAGAUGCAGAAACGACACGUCCGUUGAACAUCAAUGCUCGUCCCGAGCCUUUACCAUCUCAAGUUCAAGACCAACCACCGCGACCACAACUGUCGUUAUCGUCUAGAUCACAUGAUAUACAAGAUCUUGAUGAUCAGUCUAGGCUAUUUGGAUACAACGAGCCUAAUGUUUCUUUAUGUGAAACAAGGAACAGGACUGCUCAGUUUCAACGUGGACACUCUCAAUCUCAGGAACUAAACACACCAUUUGAAGCAGAGAGCGUAAAUUCUUUAUUUGCAUCCACUGAAACGGACCAGAACUUAUACACAGUGCCACCACAUAAUUUCGGAUAUGGUGAGCCCAUUGGUUCUUUAUGUGAAACUAGUAAUAGGACUUAUCAGCUUCAACGUGGACACUCUCAAUCUCAGGUAUCAUCAAAUAUGAUCUUACCCGUUUCAUCUGCUCAAAAGUGUCCCUCCUUUUUAUAA